Messenger RNA from Pseudomyrmex gracilis, 2083 nucleotides. RefSeq names its product leucine-rich repeat-containing protein 47-like. The transcript is spliced from 4 exons. Gene Ontology annotation, molecular function: phenylalanine-tRNA ligase activity; protein binding; RNA binding. Lineage: Eukaryota; Metazoa; Arthropoda; Insecta; Hymenoptera; Formicidae. Gene Ontology annotation, biological process: phenylalanyl-tRNA aminoacylation. Bases 155 to 1738 code for a protein of 527 amino acids. The record is from RefSeq and is a predicted model, not a curated record.
GCGCAGAAUCUGACAUACGCAACAUGCUUCUUGACGGAGCAGGGCGGGGUGUAGUAAACCGUACGGAAUCAUAACAUAACCUGCAAAAGCGUUUUUUCGAAUAAAAUCUUUUCCGAAUCGUGUUUUUUUUUUGACGAUCAAUCAUUUUUGAACGAUGACGUUCGAAGACUCGUGGGCGGUUGUCAAACAGGCGGCCGACGAGAACAAACACGAACUGCUGCUAACGGGCGAAUCGGUGUCGAAAUUGAUCGAAAAAUCAGGUUUGGACGGUAAUUUGUUCAAUCUUCACAAUCUGAAUUAUCUGAGCAUAACGCAGACGUGUCUGCGCGAGGUGCCGGACGGGAUUGCGAAGCUGACGAAUCUUACAACCCUGGUGCUGCACUCGAACGACAUAGUCACGAUAACCGACAAGAUCGGCGAACUGGCCAAACUGAAGGUGCUCGACUGCUCGAGGAACAAUCUCAAGUCUCUUCCACAGGCGCUGAACAAUCUUCCUCAGUUGACCACGUUGAAUCUCGCCUCGAACUCUCUGCAGUCCGUACCGUCCCAGAUUGCGAAUGUCAAAUUGAGCAUCUUAAAUCUGUCCGACAAUCGCUUCGAGAUCUUCCCCGACGUCUGCUACACGGAGCUCGUACACUUGUCCGAGAUUCACGUCAACAAGAAUCAGAUAAAAACAAUACCGAGCACCGUGUGCUAUCUUCAAGCGUUGAAAGUCUUCAAUGUCGCGGACAAUGCGAUUUCUGUUGUACCAGGUGAAUUGGCGGAUUGUGGCAAACUGAAGGAGGUGAAUCUGAAGGGCAACAAACUGGCAGAUAAGAGACUGUUGAAACUAGUCAACCAAUGUCACUCGAAGCAAGUGCUCGAUUACGUGAGACAGCAUUGCCCGAGGAGCGAAUUGUCCAACACCGAAGCCAACAAGUCGAAGAAAGGAAGGAAGACUUCAAAGUCUUCGGAAAGCGAAAUCACAAUGGACGGUUUGGCGUACAGAGUGAAAGUCUUGAGAAUGACGGAUGACACGCCGGUAAUAGAAACCACUGAACACGUGAAGAAAGUCAGACCUUACAUAGCCGCUUGUAUUGUGAAAAAUAUGAAGUUUACGGACGAAAGUUUCAAAAAGUUCAUUCAACUGCAGACGAAGUUACACGACGGAAUAUGUGAGAAGAGAAACGCAGCCACAAUAGCAACUCACGAUUUUAAACUCAUCGCACCUGGAAACUUGACGUACACGGCAAAACUGCCUACGGAGUUGAAAAUUAAACCGUUGAUGCGCAGCAAGAUGUACACGGGCGCGACUUUGUUCAAGCAAUUGCAGACGGAAGCCGAAAAUCUGCGCAAAGAGAAGAAACGAAAUGUGUAUUCCGGAGUACACAAGUAUUUGUAUCUGCUGGAAGGCAAAUCGGUGUAUCCGUGCCUGUUGGAUCAUUCUGAGCAAGUCAUAUCGUUUCCACCCAUCACCAACAGUGACGUAACGAAGAUGUCCCCGUCCACCACAACGAUGUUCGUGGAAGUGACAAGUGCUACGUCGUACACAGUUUGCAGGAGCGUAAUGGACGAAUUUCUAAAAGAGUUGGCGAUAUCAGGACUUGCCGACUCGUCAGACGAGAAGGACGCGCACAAAUGCAAUUUGUUUGUUGAACAAGUCAAAGUAGUCGAUACCGAAGGAAAUCUGAAACUUUUGUAUCCCUCGAGAGCGGACUUGAAGCUGGAGAAUUUCUCCGUUAGCGUCUUGCGGGAAUAACGAACGAUACAAUCUUGUUUACACAAUUUUUUUCUCCAUUUUGAUUUCUUGUCUUUUUUUUUGUUUUUGUUUUUUUUUUUUGUAUUUUUUUUUUUAUAAGAUCACACGACUUUUCUAUAAGUUGCUUUAAUUUUUACAUUUAUAUAUGUAAGUCGUUGUACAAAUGUUAUGUGAUACGAUAUACCCUAAUAUAAUAUUGUGUAUUUUGAUCAUAUAAGUUUAUUUUUGUAUUAAAAAAAAACUUGAAGAGAGUAUCACGAGAAAGACGCGGAUGUCUUCGAACCAGUAUACGUCUGUAACGCUUCUACACACUGAAAAAAAUAAUAAAAAAAAUACUAAAACCGA